Lolium perenne is the source of this 2016-nucleotide messenger RNA. RefSeq lists its product as uncharacterized. Lineage: Eukaryota; Viridiplantae; Streptophyta; Magnoliopsida; Poales; Poaceae. The record is from RefSeq and is a predicted model, not a curated record.
UAUUCCCGUCCCUGUCUAGCUACUUUGAUGUCCCUGUCUAGCUACUUUGAUGCGUCCCUGCGUCCGCCGCCAGAGAGCGGCGAUGCGGAAGAAGACGAGAGGGAUUCCUGGGACUGGGGGGAAGCCCUCAUCGACAGCGUCGCCUACAUGAUCGACGAGAGCAACCACACGUCCGCUCGCUGCCCCUUCACCACGAGAGAGGGCAGCCCGGAGCAGCUUCAGGUCACUUUCUGCCUCAACCCGCCGCCGCAUGUUUCCUACUUCUCCAUAGCCUACACCAGCGGCGAACCCACCCGGUUCGUCUACGAGCCUCGGAUACUUGCCACGGCGGGCAAUCUCGCCCUCAUCUGCGCGAGGCACGGCCCCGGCUCGCUGGGCAGACCCAAGUACAACUUCUUCGUCUACCAUGCCCCCACCCGUCGCCAUGAAUCCCCCAGGCUAGGGCUGCUUCCCCACCCGGAGCCCGACCUGUUUCCAUGGGACAAAUACUGCUACUUCACCCAGGGCGAGGUUGGCAUCCUCCGCUACCGCACCAGGAGCCACAGACCCCCCUUCAUCAUCACCCACACUACUCCCAAAAACGACGAAUACGAUGCCUACAAAAUCGCCACGAUUUAUACCCGGAUCGAGGAAUCAGGGAUCACGGACUACGACCUCUUCAUCUACGAUUCCAAGACUGAGGCUUGGACCCGCGACGCUACUGUUUUUCCGCAGGAGCCUCCUCGACAUUUUAGUUCCGACAGGGUCGUCACCAUCGCCCGCACCAUGGUCUGGGUCGACCUAUCGCAGGGCAUGAUCCUCUGCGACUUGCUGCACGCGCCGCCUCAGGAGGAUAAAAGCACCGGGGAAGGGCGCCCGAGGCAGCUUCGCUACAUCCCGCUGCCCAAGUCGGUGCGGCCACUAGGCCCGCACGAAAUCCCGUCCUUCUCUCGGGAUGUCGCCGUCGUUGAUGGCCGCGUCAAGUUCGUCGCCCUUGAGAUCGACAGCAGCUGCCCGGGCCGGUGGACCGCUGCUACGUGGAGCAUGUCAGUUGGUGAUUCAGAGUUUCGAAAGGACGGGGAGGUGAAAUGUGCUGAUAUUGCCCCCUCCGAUGCGUUGGAUCUUGGGUCUUUCUUUGUUGGCCACCCAACUCUCAGCUCCCACUGUGGCGAUAUUCUCUACCUCAUGGCCAAGGCUAGUCUAUAUGCACUUGACCGCGAGUCAAUCGUGAUUGCUGUUGACAUGAAGAACAUGAAGGUGGGGCGAGUUGCCAAGUACACCAUGCAAAGAGCAGGCUGCAUGACCUUCGCCUACAUGCACACUACCAUCUCCAAGUAUCUCGCUCCACCACGAGAUUCAAAAGGUAACAUGAAACGACGAGGGCAGAUCUUGCUGGGAUCCUUUCACAAGAAGCCGCAUGUGAUUACUUUCAUGUCCGGGCAUGGCGAAGACCAAGUGGAAGGAGCGGGUGAUCACAUGUACGAUCUGCCAUCGAUGAGCGACGACGAGGAUAAUAUGGACUUGGGAUAAGUCGUUGGCCGUAUAGCACUGCUUUUUCAUAAGCUCUGAAUAUGGUAACAAGAAAAAAAUGGUAUUAUUGUUAUGGCACACGCACUAGGGGAAUCCAGCGCUAUUGCCGAGAUAAAGUACCUCAUGCUGAAAAGCUAUAUGGAUCCUUCUUGUGGAAAGACUUACUCAAGAAAGUUGAUAAUUUCAGAGAAGUUUCGGUGGUUAAACCGGGUGUUGGUAAUACUUUUCUUUUUGGGGAAGAUAAGUGGGUUCUAUCUGAUGUUGUUCAUCCGCUUAAGUGUUGAGAUGUCCUAGAAUAUUCUCAUUUGUUCGGAAUGCUAAUCUUUUGGCUGCUCAAGUCUAUGCUCAUUCAGAGUUUCUAGAUUUAUUCCAUUUGCCUCUGACCAUAUUCGCUUUUGAAGAGUUGCCGGAGCUAAAGGAUUUGUUGAGUUCUAACCAUUCGAGUGAUCAAAUGGAUGUAUGGGUAUACAAUUGGGGAGAUAAAUAUAUCUUAGCAAAGUUCUAUGC